AUGGAGGCCCACUAUGGAGCUAGCAGUUCAUCUUCAAAACGACCAAGACUCGAGUCUGCACCGCAACUCAGUGGCCACCCGGCUAUCAGUACUCAGGUUCCCGUAUUCCCACCACUGGGUACCUUGGUUGACUCCCAAGCCCACAUGCAAACAGCCACCGAAGCACAUCCGUCUCCGAUAUACAGUCUGCUAGGACAGGCAAACUUAUUUGAACGCCUUAAUGGAGCGCAGAGAUUGACGUCAUCAUCAUCAUCACGUCCCGAAGGCUUUGGCAGAGGAGGAGUUUCGGUUGGAAACCGUACUACGGGCGCCGUUGGAGGUUCCAGCUUUUCGCGACAACAUCAAUCGUUUGGGCGGGGAGUCGAUGCUCCUGCGCCCACAAAGCCAGGUCCAGGAACAGGAAGCGACUUCAUUGAUCUAACAGCGGAUGACGAUGAAGUUUUUGAAGUGGAGCCAAAGGAAGUUUGCUUCGGGGUGAUCCGUGAGUCGAAGGUAUCUGCGCACACCGUUCCAACGCCUUUACCUGGUUCCGAUAAAUAUCAACAUGCAUGGCCACCAAUUCCAAUUGCUCUAAAGCGUGGAGGGAAUGCUUCGAUGUUGACUAUCUGUGCGUUCGAUACUAAGGGAAAGGAAUUCGGUUGUGUUGAUAUCAACACUGCGAGGGCGCUCGUUCCGCUGUUAGAUAUGAAGAUUGUACGGACUGUAGCGAGGACUUGCGGCAGAGCAAAAAACGGAGAGAUGGUCGGAGGGCCUAUCACGUCCUCGGACCCAGGUAUUUCGGUAUUUAUCCAUCUUUACGGGCAAGAAGACAAAGCAACCACGGUUGGGAACACCCUCACGCAGAAAGGUGUCGUUUUACACGAGCCAACAGAACAACUGGAGAAAGGGAUUGAAUACAAGAACCCGCAACUUCGUAAUGGCAUCAGACAGGUUUGGGGGGGAGGCAAAACUCGGGGACCGAAUGUCGGAUAUUUUGCAAGGACGGCGGAUGAGAUUCGCACGGAUGUGAAUAAAAUUUUUGAUCGCCUUGAGGAGUCAGAUAAUGUGCCUGAGAUGGAGGCCGAUCCGCGGAUAAAGACGCCCCUGCUCAAGCAUCAGAAGCAGGGGCUGUAUUUCAUGACCAACAAAGAGAAAGAACAGACGUUCAGCGAAGAUAGUAAGGUGAAUUCUUCUAUAUGGCGCAUACAGACACGCCCGGGAGGACAGAAAGUCUAUCUUAACAUCAUUACCGAGGUCGAAUCGAAGGAAAAACCUACUCAAGUGCUCGGAGGGAUCUUGGCAGAUAUGAUGGGGCUAGGGAAAACCCUCCAGGUUAUCUCGUUGACCGUCGGCUCACUUGAAGAGGCUAAGAUGUUCGCAAAGAAAAAGAUCCCAACUCCAAAAGGUAAAGAGAAGGGAAGCGAGAAUUUAUCAGUGAUAAACUCUAGGUCAACUCUGCUUAUUUGUCCGCUUAGCACUAUCGGCAACUGGGAGGAACAAAUGAAAGCGCAUCUAGAUGAAAAUACUCUCAAUACUUAUGUGUACCACGGCAGUAAGCGCGAGACGGACCUGAAUAAGCUUGCUGAGUACGACUUAAUCAUUACGACUUACCAAGUAAUCGCAAAUGAAUACCAAAAGUAUCAGAAGGACAAUGAAAAGAUUAGCCCACUGCAGAAAAUGUGUCUUUUUAGGAUUGUCUUAGAUGAGGCGCACAUGAUUCGUGAACAAAGUACUUUGCAAUCAAAGGCGGUCAUAGCAUUGAAUGCUCAGAGACGUUGGGCCGUGACUGGAACGCCUAUUCAGAAUAAACUCGAUGACCUGGCUGCCUUAAUCAAAUUUCUACGCGUUAAGCCUUUCGACGAUAAAGCUACAUUUAACCUACAUAUCGCAACGCCAUUCAAGAACGCCGAUCCCGAUUGUGUCCCUAAGCUCCGCCUCCUAGUUAACAGUGUAACUUUGCGAAGACUUAAAGAUAAACUUAACCUCCCCCCUCGCAACGAUCAAAUCAUAUAUCUCGAAUUUAGCCCGGAAGAACGUGAGAUCUAUGAUGCCACAGCACGACAAUCCACGGCUAGAAUGGAUCUUGUUGUAAAGACUGGCCAUGUUGGUGGUCGUGCAUACGUCCACGUUCUGCAGUCUAUUCUCCGCCUCCGUCUCAUCUGCGCUCACGGGAGAGAGCUUCUUGGUAGUGAUGAUACUGCUGGGCUAACUUCCUCCGACGCAAUUGACGUGGAUGAGCUUGAAGAAAAAACUGGGUCUUCGUGGUCUGUGAAGCAGGCAUAUGAGAUUUUUAAGCUCAUGAAAGAGGCGAAUGAAGAUGUCUGCUGUAUUUGUCGGAAGAAGGUCAACACUCCCAUCAACAACGAAGCUGAAACGAAGGCGGAGGGGAAAGCUUCUGGCUCUAGUAAACAACUAAUAGGGCAUCUUACGCCAUGCGCACAUCUUAUUUGCGUUGGAUGUGUUGGGACAUAUAAAGGUGCUAUAUCAGAAAACUUCCGGGAAGGACAACAAGCUUCCUGCCCAGUUUGUGGCAUAUUCACCAGGAUGCACCUUUUUGAGCUGUUGCAAGAAGAUUUGGCCGCAGAGGAGGACAUUGUCGAAUCUGUUAAACCUUCAAAGAAGAAGGUCCCAUAUAGAGGUCCGAGUACAAAGGUUAAAGCUCUUACGAAAAUGUUGCUCGAGAACAAGAAGGAAAGCACACCGGAGAAUCCGAUAAAGAGUGUUGUUUUUUCCUGCUGGACUAGUCAUAUGGACCUUAUUGAGCUUGCUUUCAACGCCAACAAAAUUAAAUUUGUUCGCCUGGAUGGCCGCCUUUCUAGGGCGCAGCGAGACCGAGCUAUGGCGGAUUUUCGUAGGGAACCGGAUAUCGAGGUUAUUCUAAUUUCAAUAAUGGCUGGUGGUUUAGGCCUGAACUUGACGGAUGCUUGUAAAGUGUACGUCAUGGAGCCACAGUUCAACCCUGCCGCUGAAGCGCAAGCAAUCGACCAUAUUGCAGCUGCAAAGGAAGAAAAUGGAUUUGGCGAAGCUCUCAAUGCAGAAAUUGUCAAGAAGCGAGUUGACGAAGCAGAGGUUGGAAGAUCUUAG
Molecule: messenger RNA, 3063 nt
Organism: Morchella sextelata
Lineage: Eukaryota; Fungi; Ascomycota; Pezizomycetes; Pezizales; Morchellaceae
Exons: 8
Coding region: 1-3063 (1020 amino acids)
Molecular function (GO): ATP-dependent chromatin remodeler activity; ATP binding
Source: RefSeq, a predicted model, not a curated record